AUGUUGGGUGCAUUUGUCUUAGUUGUGUACAUAUACACCGUAAUGCCUUCGGUACCGGGUGGAGACGCUGGAGAGCUACUUGCUUCGGGAUGCCAACUGGGGACGCCACAUCCGCCUGCGGCCGUCCUUGUCCAUCUGACGAUCGAGGAGUGGACUCAUUCCUCCGUACAGGCUUACAACUCAGGGGCGGCUUCCGCCGCUGCCCUGCUGUUCAGCUUCAGCCCUCUUGCAUGGGAAUACAACACCGGCUCUGAGGUGUUCGCCCUCAACAAUGUGCUGGUGGCGGUGGCGCUGUAUGUUACUGCACGGAUCGUGACGCGACCGAGUAUGACUUCGGCGAGGAUUGGCGCAGUGGUUUGCGGCCUGGCACUUUGCAAUCAGCACGCUUCCAUUCUUGUGCUGGGGCCCUUGGCCGUCUCCGUUUUGAAGGCCCUCACGGAAGAGUCGCUGCUGUCCUGUCGGUCGCUAGCCGAACUGGGAGGACUGUGGUUUCCCCUCGGGCUGUCUCCCCACGCAGCCCUGGUCGUGUCUUCUCGAAACCCACAGCAAGGUUCUUGGGGGGAUCUAUCCUCGACCGCGGGCUUUCUUCGGCACGUUCUUCGCUCUGAGUACGGCACGCUCAAUCUUGGAAUUCCCGUCCCAAAUGCUGAAGGCGCGGUAGAACGGAUCGGAGAGUACUUUAUGGACAGUAGCAGCCAGACGAUGCAUGUAGGACCACCAAUGGCGGCACUUGGAGUCGGGUGGGCGCUGGUCGUAGCUCACACGGGUGCGCAUUCCGAUAAACACCGGCAACAUUCACGGAGGGUUCGCCACUUCGGUCUGGGAUUGGCGACGGCGUGGGCAUUCUAUGUCACCAUCUGGCACUGCAUUUUUUCAAACAUUUCGCUACAUCGUCCCAUGAGCAGAGCGGUGCAUGCAAGGUUUUGGAUACAGCCGAAUCUGCUACUCUGCGUCGCGGCGGGUUGUGGGUUGGGCCUGGCAGCAAACACCAUCGCUGCUAAACUUUGGAGUGUUUGUCCAUCUAGCUGUCGGCUUGGUAAACGUUUCGCCGGGGCAAGUGUAUCUCUCCUGAUGCCGACGGUGAUAUCGACAACGAUGUUUUGGCAACGUUGGGACUCAAUGGACAGAGGUUCUUGGAUUGGAGGGUCGCACGGCUGGACGAUGCAUCUCUAUGGCCAGGCCCUCCUAUCGGCCCUUCCGCAACGGGCCUUGCUUCUAUCCCAUACGGAUCUCGACCUCAACGCAGCGCGGUAUCUCCGAGUGUGUGAGGGCCUAAGGACGGAUGUCACCCACAUCAGCCUCCAGAUGAUGCCCUACCCCUGGUGGGAAUCUACACAAGCGGAUCUACACCCAGGGGUCGUGUUUCCUCCGAUUUUUCGGGGGGUGUCCACGAGACGCGAAAGCGAAGGCAACGCCGCCCUGGUAACUCGCUUCCUGGCGGCCAACCUCCCGCAAGGACGUCAAAUAUUUUUGGACAUGCAAGCUGUGGAUGAGAGAGAGAUAGGGGCGGUAGGAUUCUACCGCGGGUUCAGCUUGGUGCCGCAUGGGUUGGUGUAUCGUGUCCUGCCGAGAUUGACGCUCCAGGAAAGUGAGAGUUGGCACGAGGGAGUUGUCAAGCAACUUCGAAGCCUCAGCGAGUGUAUGCAGCCCGUUGCAGUGAGCCGGUAUCGUCCUGGCACAUGGGAAUUUUCGGCAGCAAGUGUGUACUGGGAUGCUCACUAUCAAGCCGGCCUCUUCUUCUUGUCUUACGCUAUCGGGGCGUGGGAUAACGCGCCCAGGGCAACGCAACGCCCGCAUCUCCUCCCGGCUCUGAGGGAUGCCUCGGCGCUUCUUCAGCGUACUCUGGAGGCUGCCGAUGAGCAUGGAACGUUCUCUUCCUCGAGGUCAGACCUGCUGAAGAACACUGUUUUGGCCAAGAUCCGUCUGCUCCAAGCUCUGCAGGCGGAAGCUGCGUCUAAUCCCCUCAGCAAGAAGCACUCGUCAUCGGUAGAUUCCGUCUCUCACACGGAGAGACGGUACGCGGAAAUAAUAUUGGCGAAGGAGCACUGUCUCACGCUUAUCCCGCGGUUCUUGUUAGAGGCCAUCGACGACAAAGAUGCUGAAGCUUUUGGGAAAGUGUACGUUAAGCUCAGGGAAACGAGUCACAUGUAG
Messenger RNA from Ectocarpus siliculosus, 2151 nucleotides. The record is from the annotation of a GenBank genome assembly. NCBI's taxonomy places the organism in Eukaryota, Phaeophyceae, Ectocarpales, Ectocarpaceae.